This is a messenger RNA of Epithele typhae, 1062 nucleotides long. RefSeq names its product Poly(A)+ RNA export protein. The record is from RefSeq and is a predicted model, not a curated record. Gene Ontology annotation, cellular component: nuclear pore. Gene Ontology annotation, biological process: RNA export from nucleus; transcription-dependent tethering of RNA polymerase II gene DNA at nuclear periphery. The transcript has 8 exons. Gene Ontology annotation, molecular function: ubiquitin binding; RNA binding. Lineage: Eukaryota; Fungi; Basidiomycota; Agaricomycetes; Polyporales; Epitheliaceae. Bases 1 to 1062 code for a protein of 353 amino acids.
AUGGCGUUCUUUGGCACGUCGACAUCGACGCUUGGCGCCGCGAACAGCGCCACUGAGAAAGACAUCGAGGUGAAUGAUCCCCCCACCGAUUCCAUUUCCUCGACGGCCUUUUCCCCGACCGCGGACUACCUUGCGGUCGGCUCGUGGGACAACAAUGUACGCAUCUAUGAAGUCGGGGCGAACGGCCAGACGCAGGGCAAGGCCAUGUACUCGCACCAGGGGCCCGUGCUCUCCGUGUGCUGGAACAAGGACGGUACCAAAAUUCUCUCCGGCGGCGCGGACAACGCGGGGCGGAUGUUCGACGUCACGACGGGCCAGGCGUCGCAGGUGGCCCAGCACGACGCGCCGAUCCGCGUCGUGCGCUGGAUUGAGUCGCCCCAGGGCGGGGUACUGGUCACCGGCAGCUGGGACAAGACGGUCAAGUACUGGGACCUCCGCCAGUCGACGCCGGUCUCGACCGUGCAGCUUCCGGAGCGCUGCUACACCAUGGACGUCGUCUACCCGCUCAUGGUCGUCGGCACCGCGGAGCGGCACAUCCAGGUGUUCAACCUCCAGAACCCCACCACCCCUUUCAAGACCCUCCAAUCCCCACUAAAGUGGCAGACGCGCGUCGUCGCGUGUUUCCCCGCCGCGAACGGCUUCGCGGUCGGCAGCAUCGAGGGGCGCGUGGCGAUCCAGUACGUCGAGGAGAAGGACGCGUCGAACAACUUCUCGUUCAAGUGCCACCGCCGGGACCAGUCGCCGACGACGAAGGACCAGUCCCUCGUCUACGCCGUGAACGACAUCUCCUUCCACCCCAUCCACGGCACCUUCUCCACCUGCGGCGCCGAUGGGACGAUCAACUUCUGGGACAAGGACGCGCGCACGCGCCUGAAGUCCUUCGACCCCGCGCCCGGCCCCGUGCCCUGCGCGGCGUUCAACCGCUCGGGGACGAUCUUCGCCUACGCGCUCGCGUACGACUGGUCCAAGGGUCACUCGGGCAUGACCCCCGGGCACCCCAACAAGCUCAUGCUGCACGCGUGCAAGGACGACGAGGUGAAGCGCAAGCCGCAGAAGCGGUGA